AGGUUUUUGCGGAAUCUAUCCCCGUAUCAUCCCCUUUCCUUCCACCAUAUUGUGGACCAAUGCUUUAUGUGAAGUCUAAGAAAUUGGUGACAAGUUCUAAAUUCGAUCCAGGUUGAAUCACGUCGAUAGAAAUUAUGAGCUGCUUCUGGCGGUGCCAAUCCCAGAGAGAGGCGUCAAAACACAUGAAGAGUGGCUUAGGGCGUCUUAGCAGAGGCGAGGCUUCUCUAAUUGAGAAGGCCAGCGACGGCUGCGUGACUCCCAUUGGGAAAUUGAUGGAGGCAGGACGGGGAGAGGCGGAGAUUGGAUUAGGCUGGGUUUCCGGCGGAGCGUGCCGGAGCAGUGGCGACAGAGCCUGGGAUGGCAUAUUCCCCGACGUCCCACAUGGAUCCGAUCACAAGGACUAGAAUUCGUGGAAUAUUGCUCCCUAUAGGAAGAGAACGGGGCCAUUCUUAGAAAUUUUUAACAGGGUGAGAAUUCGAAAAAUAUUCCUAAACUUAAGCAAAAAUAUUUGUAUAAUUGUAAUGGUCUCUAGGAAAAUUUUCUAUGACAGCACAAGUGAAAACAGACUAUUUUUUGAGAGUUAGUGUGGAAUUCUCUGUAUAGUGCUACACAACUGAGUUCUGGUAAAAGUUUUCCAAGAAAAGUCCUCUAAAAGU
Messenger RNA from Rubroshorea leprosula, 656 nucleotides. Lineage: Eukaryota; Viridiplantae; Streptophyta; Magnoliopsida; Malvales; Dipterocarpaceae. The record is from the annotation of a GenBank genome assembly.